AUGGACCAGCUGGACUUGGAUGGAUCUACUCCAACCAUGUUAGCAGCAAUGAGUGGACACAAAGAUGUUGUUUUAAUUUUAACCCAUGAAGGAGCCAAUCUAGACAUUGUCAACAAAAGAGGAUGGUCAGCCCUUCAUUAUGCAAGUGACAAAGGAUAUGCAGAUAUUGUCGAUGUAUUAGUCAACCAAAAUGCUAAUAUCAAUAUUGUUAUUAAGGAUGGAUCUACUCCAACCAUGUUAGCAGCAAUGAGUGGACACAAAGAUGUUGUUUUAAUUUUAACCCAUAAAGGAGCCAAUCUAGACAUUGUCAACAAAAGAGGAUGGUCAGCCCUUCAUUAUGCAAGUGACAAAGGAUAUGCAGAUAUUGUCGAUGUAUUAGUCAACCAAAAUGCUGAUAUCAAUAUUGUUAUUAAG
This is a messenger RNA of Gigantopelta aegis, 414 nucleotides long. RefSeq names its product ankyrin repeat domain-containing protein 29-like. The annotation marks the transcript as partial. The transcript has 5 exons. Lineage: Eukaryota; Metazoa; Mollusca; Gastropoda; Neomphalida; Peltospiridae. The record is from RefSeq and is a predicted model, not a curated record. Gene Ontology annotation, molecular function: protein binding. Gene Ontology annotation, cellular component: cytoplasm.